Molecule: messenger RNA, 4066 nt
Organism: Medicago truncatula (barrel medic)
Lineage: Eukaryota; Viridiplantae; Streptophyta; Magnoliopsida; Fabales; Fabaceae
Product: disease resistance protein RPV1
Exons: 9
Coding region: 174-3137 (987 amino acids)
Biological process (GO): defense response; signal transduction
Molecular function (GO): ADP binding
Source: RefSeq, a predicted model, not a curated record
CUCUGAUUGGUCCACAGUCCACACGCUAUAGGAUGUUGCAAGGAAGUUUCACUUACUACUUUUGUCAUUAGUUUUCUCCUUCUUUUAAAGAAUCCACCUAACAGACCACACAAAUUACUCAUUCAUAUUCUCCAUUUUCAAAGUUUUUUUUCAUCCAAAUUCUUUCAAUUCUCAUGGCUAUGCAAUCACCUUCCAGAGUGUUCCUCAAUUUCAGGGGCAGUGACACUCGCAACAAUUUUACCGGUAAUCUCUAUAAGGCUCUUGUUGACAAGGGAAUUCGUACUUUCAUUGAUGAAAAUGAUCUUCAAAGAGGAGAUGAAAUCACACCAUCACUUGUCAAGGCCAUUGAAGAAUCUAGGAUUUGUAUUCCCAUAUUUUCUGCCAACUAUGCAUCUUCUUCAUUUUGUUUGGACGAACUUGUCCACAUCAUUCACUGCUACAAGACAAAGAGUUGCUUAGUAUUACCCGUUUUCUAUGGUGUGGAUCCUACUGAUGUUCGACGUCAUACAUGUAGUUAUGGUGAAUAUCUGACUAAGCAUGAAGAGGGGUUCCAAAAUAACGAGAAAAACAUGGAGCGAUUGCGUCAAUGGAAGAUGGCUCUUACUCAAGCUGCUAAUUUGUCCGGCUAUCAUUAUAGUCCUCAUGAAUAUGAACACAAGUUUAUUGAGAAGAUAGUCCAAUACAUCUCCAACAAUAUCAAUCAUGAUUUUUUAAACGUAGCCAAAUACCCUGUUGGAUUACAGUCCCGAAUAGAACAAGUGAAAUUGCUUCUUGACAUGGGCUCUGAGGAUGAGGUCCGCAUGGUAGGACUUUUUGGUACUGGAGGCAUGGGUAAAUCAACACUUGCAAAAGCAGUUUUUAAUUUUCUUGCUGAUCAAUUUGAAGGUGUAUGUUUUCUUCAUAAUGUCAGAGAGAAUUCAAGUCAUAAUAACCUGAAACAUCUCCAAAAGAUGCUCCUUUCAAAAAUAGUUAAAUUUGACGGUAAGUUAGAAGAUGUUAGUGAGGGAAUACCAAUCAUAAAGGAAAGACUAUCUAGAAAGAAGAUUCUUUUGAUUGUUGAUGAUGUUGACAAACUGGAGCAGCUAGAGGCUUUGGCUGGAGGACUUGAUUGGUUCGGUCAUGGAAGCAGAGUCAUCAUUACCACUCGUGAUAAACACUUACUAGCCUGUCAUGGGAUUACAAGUACACAUGCAGUAGAAGAAUUGAAUGAGACAGAAGCUCUUGAAUUGUUGAGGCGAAUGGCUUUUAAAAAUGACAAAGUUCCUUCAAGUUAUGAAGAGAUUUUAAACCGUGUAGUUACUUAUGCAUCUGGCCUGCCCUUAGCAAUAGUAACAAUAGGGGGCAAUUUGUUUGGAAGGAAGGUAGAAGAUUGGAAGCGUACAUUAGAUGAGUAUGAAAAUAUUCCCGAUAAAGAUAUCCAAAGGAUACUUCAAGUAAGCUAUGAUGCUUUGAAGGAAAAGGAUCAGAGUGUCUUUCUAGACAUUGCUUGUUGCUUCAAAGGGUGUAAAUGGACAAAGGUUAAAAAAAUACUUCAUGCUCAUUAUGGCCAUUGCAUAGAACAUCAUGUUGGAGUGUUGGCUGAAAAAUGUCUCAUAGGUCAUUGGGAAUAUGACACUUAUGUGACCUUACAUGACUUGAUAGAGGACAUGGGUAAAGAAGUCGUUCGACAAGAAUCUCCCAAGAAGCCUGGAGAACGCAGUAGGUUGUGGUUUCACGAUGAUAUACUUAACGUUUUAAGAGAUAAUAUGGGAACUGAGAAUAUUGAAAUGAUAUAUUUAAAAUUUGACCCAACGGCAAGAGAAACAGAGUGGGAUGGAAUGGCUUGCAAGAAGAUGACAAAUCUCAAAACACUUAUCAUUGAAGAUGGUAAUUACUUUUCUGGGGGUCCUGGGCAUCUUCCAAGUAGUUUGAGAUAUUGGAAAUGGAUAAGUUGUCCUUUGAAGUCUCUUUCUUGUAUUUCGAGCAAGGAGUUCAACUAUAUGAAAGUCUUGACAUUGGAUUUUUGUGAAUAUUUAACCCAUAUACCCGAUGUCUCGGGUCUUCCAAAUCUAGAAAAGUGCUCAUUUCGAUAUUGUUUUAGUUUAAUUACAAUUCCCAGUUCGAUUGGACACCUAAAUAAACUUGAAAUCUUAAAUGCAUAUGGUUGCAGCAAACUUGAGCAUUUUCCAGAAUUAUUAUGUAAGAUGUCAAAUAUAAAAGAUAUUAAGAUAUAUGAUACUUCCAUAGAAGAAUUGCCAUAUUCAUUUCAAAAUUUCAGUGAAAUUCAACGGUUAACAAUAUAUGGAUACUACCUACCGGGAAAGCUCAGGUUCCAAAAAUAUAAUGAUAAAAUGAAUUCAAUAGUGUUUUCAAAUGUGGAACAUGUUGAGCUCAGAAACAACAACCUCUCAGAUGAAUGUCUCCCAAUACUUCUCAAGUGGUUUGUUAAUGUGACAUUUCUAGACUUAUCGCAGAACAAUUUCACAAUUCUUCCCGAGUGCCUUGGUGAAUGUCACCGUCUUAAGCAUCUUUAUUUGAAGAAGUGCAAGGCUCUUGAGGAAAUUAGAGGGAUUCCACCAAAUCUUGAAAGGCUUUUUGCACGCGGGUGUUAUUCAUUGAUUUCCUCAAGUAUAAGAAUGUUAAUGAGUCAGAAACUACAUGAGUCUGGGUGCACCCAUUUUCUAUUCCCAAACACAACGGAAAGGAUUCCUGAUUGGUUUGAGCACCAAAGCAGGGGAGGCACAAUUUCUUUCUGGUUUGAUAAAGAACUCCCUUCUAUUAGUUUUUCUUUUAUUCUUAUUUGUCAGCUCUACAUAUACCCAACAAUCAAAUUAUUUGUGGAUGGAUAUGAAAAAGAGAUAAGUUGCAAAUUCACUGGGGAAUUUAGUGUGCUAGUGGACAAUGAUACUUUUUUGAAUGACCAUACAACUUUGUUGCAUAUAAAAUUGGAAGAAGAUAAUGAACUCGGUGUAAGACUUUUGAAAAAUGAAUGGAUCCAUGUGGAGUUUAAGUUGGGGUGUUGUUAUUCGGGGUUCGAUGAGGAAAAGAUAUUCGAAAACACGCAAAUCGGAAUCCACGUGUGGAAGGAGAAAAGCAACACGGAGGGGGGUGUGAGAUUCAUUGAUCCUUCAUUAUCACAAUUUAUGUGCCUCCUCUAAAAAAGCAAAGAUUGGUGGAAGUGGGAGUUUCAGAGAAAGGGGAGGAGGAGGAGGAGGGAUGAGAUUGAAAUAUUAAGCAGUGCGCAAGAUGAAAGAAAGAUGUUGGGUACAUUCCUUAGUCUAGGUCCAUCAUAAAGUUAACCGUCUUCUUGUUAUUCUCUCAAUCUCAACAUUGCAGCUUGACGGAUUUCAUUUCGUUCUAUCCGUGCCUUCCGCUGGUCGAAACGACUAUGAAGUGCUGAGUUUCUCAAACUAAACUCUCCUUACUGGGGAAGGAGCUUUCAGGUCUGCAAGAAAUUAUGUGGGAUAAAGAAAUAAAUCUGAGAACCGACAUUCAUGAGAUCCUUUUGCAAGAGUCGUGACUUUUGUUCUCCAAAAUCCAAAUCAGCGUUCUUGGUGUAGUACUCGAUGUACAACUCUGGUUUUGAUAUGGCCUGAACUUCAAUAUCCAAUCCAUCUGGAAUUUGGUAGAGUCCUAUGUGGGAAGAACGGCAUAAUUAGUGAGGGUGUUCUUUCAGAAUGUAAGCCGGUAAUGAUGCGUGGAGGGCCCAAUGAGAAACUUGAAACUUGAAGCUGACAAGUUGAUAAAUUGUCCCAGGUUGUUCAUGAUAAUCCUUUCAGAACAUAUGAUGGGCCUCCCAGCAACUAGGAAACUGGCAUUAAAAUAACAAGAUUGCCUUUGGCACUGGUGACCAUUGACAUGCCCCUACUUCGACGCAAAAUAUGGCAUUGGUCGGAGCAGUUUCACAGAUGGGGAUGUCCCUCUCUUCUAUUGAACAUAGACCAAGGGCCUUAACUGGUGAUUAGUUACACACAUUCAUGGAAACAAGUGUUGAAGCAUUUGCUCCCAACCAUUGUGUAUAACCAUAAAAUAAUUGUACAAAUAUCAUUACUCGUAAAAUAAACACCUUUUUAUAUGCUUAUCCUCA